Messenger RNA from Dissoconium aciculare CBS 342.82, 510 nucleotides. RefSeq lists its product as uncharacterized. The transcript has a single exon. Lineage: Eukaryota; Fungi; Ascomycota; Dothideomycetes; Mycosphaerellales; Dissoconiaceae. Bases 229 to 447 code for a protein of 72 amino acids. The record is from RefSeq and is a predicted model, not a curated record.
GUGUAAUAAAAUGUACAGCAUUGUACUAACAUUGUACUGCACUGUGGUCCGUAGGAGAAGCUCUCAUCAGUAGUAGCAGAAGCUGUGUAUUAUUAUUAUUAUUAUUAUUACUACCUAGGUAUACAGUCCGAGCGCCCCCAAAUUCACCCGUCCGUCAGCCGCAGCUCGGACGGGAGUUUUCGUCGCUCACCCAGCCAGCCAGCCAGCCAGCGCCAGAGCUACCCAUUCAUGCCCGGGCGUGGUGUCAUUACCGGCGCUGCCGUCAACACACACACCUUCUCUCAUCACAUCUUUCUAGAGUCUUUCUUCCAUCGUGAGACUUUUCCACCUCCACCUCCACCUCCACCAUCUCCAUCAAUAAUAUCCCUCCCUCUUCCUACCCAGGUUCGUCAUCUCCAUCCAUCGUCGGACCUCACGGGGAUCCAUCUGAUCCGUUGUCCGACUUGACUUUCAUCAUCUGACCUUUGCGCUUCUCAACAGAGGAUCUAUCCUUGUCCCGGCGGACGACAG